AUGACGAAUGUGUCGCGGAGGAACCGCUGGGCUGGGAUGGAGCACGGUGGGGGGGCGACCUCGCAGAUCACCCCAAGCGCCGGCGGCAGCGGCUCCAGCACCGCCAACGGCACCCAGCAGCAACCACAACAGCAGCAGCAGCAGCCAUCAGCCACAUGGACAGAGCCCCCCUGGUGCGGCUGGAUAGAGACCACAGGCGACGCCCUCCUCAUCCUCGAGGCUGCUCGCCGUGGUCUUAUCCCACGCGUAACCCGCCGCCUCGUCGACAGCGAGCGCAAGAUGAUCACCUCCGGCUCCGUCUUCGUCUUCGACGAGGACGAGAGCGGCAUCAAGCGCUGGACCGACGGCUUCUUCUGGUCUCCCUCCCGCAUCCUCGGCAACUUCCUCAUCUACCGCGAGACCGACAAGCGCGGCGCAGGCCAUCGCGGCGUCCGUGCACCACCAGACCCCACGCCCGAGGGCAGCCAGCCAGAGCACUCGCAGUACAACGUGGACGGCGUGCGGCUCGAGGGGCAGACGCUCAGCAGACCAAAGGGGGAGAACUCGGGCAUGGGCCUCGACAGGCACCGGGAACGGACGCUUGUUGGUAGCCUCACCAACUCUUACAAGUUCAAGUCGGAUGGUCUCAUGAAAAAGACGUUCUCGCUCACCAUUGGCGGCGUCUCCCAACACCUCAUCUCCUACUACAAGGUCGAAGACGUCGAACAAGGUCGCCUUCGCUCCCCAUCCUCCCUCCCCGAGCUCGCCUCGCUCGACAUCUCUCCCGAAUACCUCGACAAAACCCACUUCCGCAACCCACCCAAGGUCGAAAUUGGCGUCGACGGCAUCCCGCGUUACCGCGGCGAGGCCGACGACGUCGACUCAGGCAUUGUCCAGCCUCCCCUCCUCGCUGGACCCCUGGCCAGCGGCCUCCCCCUUCUCACCGACGGCCGCGCACCAGCAAACAGCCGCUCACGGUACAUGCCUUAUGGCGCCACGACACCCUCCUCGUCCAAGCGCGCGCGCAAGGGCAAGGCGCCCGCGGGAAACCCCGGUUCCGACGGGAGUGGGUCAGCCCUGUCACCGACUGACGCCCACGCCCCUUCACUCCCGUCGCCAACGUCGCCCGUGCCCGGAGGCCCGCCGCAUGGGUUUCCAGGCGAGCCUGGCGUGCCGGGGCAGUAUGCUGCGUCGUACCCGCCAAUGCCGGGGUGGCCGUCGGUCCCGGGGUACCCGCAUCCAUCGCAUUACCCGCCCAGCCCGUACGGCACGCCCGCGCCGCCUCCCUUGCACGGAUCGUCGCCACCCCCGCACAGUCACAGCCAGAGUCCGCCCACGGCGUACGCAUAUCCGCCGUAUGGAAACGGCGGUGGUGAUCCUGCAACAGCCAGCACGUCUGGGCAGCCGGGGAUACUGGGCACGUCUCCGCCGCCUCCUGGGGGACCGGGGCAGCCAGGGUUCUAUCCGUACUACGGGCCGCCGCCGCAUGCGCACGCGUACGGAUCGUGGCCCCCAUACGGCGGCUCCUGCGGCCCAGACGGUGGGAGACGACAAGGAUGGAGAUAGCGCUUAAAAAGGCUUUUGAGCUCUUUGUUUUGGUUGUCUGAUAGUUUGGUUGAGGACGGUGUGAUUAUGGUUGUCCGAGGCCACAUUGCGCCGUAUUGCAUGUUGCGUGUUGAUGUGCUGUUGCAUAUAUUCCCACUUUUUACCCUAUGCCCGAGUCUGGAUUAUGGUCUCGUUCGUCUGUCUUCCGUUCUCUCUGUAAUCCCCAUUCGCUCUAUAUCUUUCCCUCCUGUUUUCGACCUUCGACCUUCGAUCUUCUUUCCCUGUCCUCUUUUUCUUUGUUUGUUUUUUGUUUGUGUUUCCUCGUGCAUUCCGUGUAAUACCAGUUGCAUCCCCGCUUUCAUGCGCAUUGUCUCCAUAGCCCAUUCACUUCUCUUGUCUAGUCUCUUUGUUCUCCAUCCC
Molecule: messenger RNA, 1944 nt
Organism: Coniophora puteana RWD-64-598 SS2
Lineage: Eukaryota; Fungi; Basidiomycota; Agaricomycetes; Boletales; Coniophoraceae
Exons: 5
Coding region: 1-1545 (514 amino acids)
Molecular function (GO): DNA binding
Source: RefSeq, a predicted model, not a curated record